Messenger RNA from Diprion similis, 4477 nucleotides. Its product is annotated as fibroblast growth factor receptor homolog 1-like. Gene Ontology annotation, cellular component: signaling receptor complex; membrane. The transcript has 11 exons. Gene Ontology annotation, biological process: positive regulation of kinase activity; fibroblast growth factor receptor signaling pathway; protein phosphorylation. The record is from RefSeq and is a predicted model, not a curated record. NCBI's taxonomy places the organism in Eukaryota, Metazoa, Arthropoda, Insecta, Hymenoptera, Diprionidae. The coding region runs from base 239 to 2725 and encodes 828 amino acids. Gene Ontology annotation, molecular function: fibroblast growth factor receptor activity; ATP binding.
GUGCCAAGAGUAAUCUGGUCAAAGUUUAAGAAUUGUCUUCGAGCGAUGUGUCAGAUCCGAUGCAGUUAUACUAGAAAACGUGAUCAAGUAAGGCAUUAGGCUCAAUUUUUACACGAUUCGUGAUAUAAUUAUCAGCAGAUCUUUGCGGCCGAUUCCCAGAGGACGUUCCGCGGCGAAACCUUACUCAUGUGCCAUACUCCGAUCGUCCAGUAGCCGACGCUGAAACUACGUCGCCAUCAUGACGUCACGAGGCUACUACGUGGGGCUUACGCUUCUUGCGAUAUUCGGCUUCACCGUCACCCAGACUAAGGAAGUUCGACUAGAUUUGAUAAACCCCGACGUGGUGAUAAACGUUGGAGAAAAACUGCGUAUCCGAUGUCUACCGCAACCCGAUUCGCAGACAUCCUGGUACAAAAAUGACACCCAUUUCCAAUCGUCGGCACCGACAAUACGGGUGAUGAGCGAGUGGAUACGAUUCAAGGCAGUCCAGGUAGCGGACACAGGCAUCUACGGGUGCAAAGUCGCGACGAGAAACGUAAUAGAGUGGAAAAACGUCUCGAUAACGGUUGUCGAGCCGCCCGUAGAAGAGCAAAGAGACGAGCCGUUCCACCCCGAAAACGCGGCCCUCGAGUCGCGACGACCAGAGGAGGAAACGAACGAGCUUGAGACCGAGGCCAGAAAACGCAUGCCAGUGUCACUUUCGCUGCACAUGGACGCCGACCCGGACAGCGACAAGGCGGAGGAAUCGGAGGUCGGGGUGCACAACACAACGGCCGAACUGAGUCCCCCGUAUUUCCCGAAGAUCGACGCGAUGCACAAGGUGAUCGCAAAGCCGGCGGGAAACACGCUUAGACUGCGAUGUCCAGGUAGCGGAAAUCCCAUGCCGAACAUAACUUGGCUCAAGAAUAACCAGGAGCCUACGAGGUCGCUUGGAAUCGUUAAGAUACGGGGUUGGACCCUGAACAUAGAAGACGUGGUCCCCGAGGACGGCGGAAACUACACUUGCAUCCUGUGCAAUUCCCUCGGUUGCACGAACUACACGUUUAAGGUCGACAUUAUAGAGAGAUUCCCGCACAAGCCGUACAUCAACCCAGGAUACCCAAAGAACGUCACCGCACAGUUGGGAUCCUUGGUCCAAUUCGAAUGUUGUAUCGUGUCGGACCUGGAGCCUGACAUACAGUGGGUAAAAGUCCGUGGGAGUCCCGAAGAGGACAGAGAGCCCAAUGGAACUGUGAUUGAGGUUGGCGACACGAGUAGGCCGGACGUUUUGGAACUGGCGAACGUAACCAAGGAACACGAAGGCUGGUACACUUGCAUAGCAGCGAACAACCUGGGCGCCACAUUCAGCAGCGCUUAUCUCCGAGUGGUAGAAUCUCUGGAAGAGGAGAACCAGGUUCCGCUAACCGCUCGGCCUCAAUCGGUCCUGGUGAACGCGUUGGCUGGUAUACUCUGCACGUCUUUUCUCUUCGGGAUAAUAAUCGUCGUCAGUAUAUUCCGACGACUGAAACGAGAGAAGAUGAAGAAAAUACUGGCGAUAGAAACUGCUCGAGCUGCGGUCGUGACCCAGUGGACGAAGAAGGUGAUCGUGGAGAAACAGCACCUGGCCAACGCUCAGAACGUUCAGGAGACGCUCCUAAUGCCGAUCGUAAAGAUCGAGAAGCAAAAAUCGACCGCCACGGCCGAAGACAGCUCGGGAGGAAGUAUUUCCGAGUACGAAUUGCCGAUGGACAAUGCCUGGGAACUUUCUCGGGAUCAUUUGGCACUCGGAAACACCCUCGGCGAAGGGGCAUUCGGAAAAGUUGUUCGCGCCCAGUCGAACUCCCUUAAGCCUGGAAUACCGAGCGUCGUUGCUGUGAAAAUGCUCAAGGAGGGUCACACGGACGCGGAGAUGAUGGACCUGGUCUCGGAGAUGGAAAUGAUGAAAGUGAUCGGAAAGCACGUCAACAUAAUAAACCUGCUGGGCGCUUGCACUCAAGGGGGGCCGCUUUACGUGGUCGUCGAAUUCGCGCCUCACGGAAACCUUCGGGACUUCCUGCGGGAACACAGACCCUCUUCCGGUUACGAGCCGACGAUAGGCCAGGAAAUGAAGCAGCGAAAAACGCUGACGCAGAAGGACCUCGUCUCCUUCGCCUACCAGGUUGCCAGGGGCAUGGAAUACCUGGCGAGCAGACGCUGCAUCCACAGAGAUUUGGCGGCCAGGAACGUCCUCGUGAGCGACGAGUACGUCCUCAAGAUAGCCGACUUUGGACUCGCCCGCGACAUCCACUGCCACGAUUACUACAGGAAAACGACUGACGGAAGGCUUCCGGUUAAGUGGAUGGCACCCGAGGCCCUCUUUCACAGGCUUUAUACCACUCAGUCCGACGUAUGGUCGUACGGAAUUCUGUUGUGGGAAAUAAUGACUCUGGGCGGUACGCCCUACCCGUCCGUUCCAUCGGUUGAGAAAUUGUUUCAGCUAUUGAGAUCCGGACACAGGAUGGAAAAGCCGCCGUGUUGUUCUAUCGAGAUAUACAUGCUCAUGAGGGAUUGUUGGAGUUACCAACCAAACGAACGACCGAUGUUCGGUGAACUGGUCGAGGACCUUGACAGGAUAUUGACGAUAACCGCUAACGAGGAGUACUUGGACCUUGGUCUACCACAGCUAGACACACCGCCAUCGAGUCAGGAGUCGAGUGAAGCCGACGACGACGACGACGACGACGAGAAGUUUCCCUACUUGUUGUGAAUAACCCGGCGAAAAGAGAAACGAAGGUGACAACAAUUGCCGUUCGAGUGAUGAAUUUUCGAUGGAUAAUCAAGAGGUCUAAAACUUGGUUGGGUAGAAAUGAUGAGAAUGAUGGAAAAGGAAUCGUAUAAUCGAGAUGAAAUGAGAAAAUAAAUUUGCGAAUAAUAAACUAACAAACUGGCAAAGUAUAAUAUACGUAAUAGUGAAAAAUCAGGUGAAAUAUGUAGUGUUUGUUACACUAAAGGACGAAAGUGAAAGAGAGGAAGAAAGGCGGUUAAAGUUUUUUGUGAGUGUAAUGAGGUAAAUUACGUCGGGAUAUUUGUACAACCGAACGUCGACUGAUACAUAGAGAACACGCCAAAUGAUACAAAUCAGUAUUGACAAAAACAUUAAUAGAUAAAUAAAUAAAUGAAUGGAUGAUUAAACAAAACAUAAAAAUUAAUACAUGACGCAUAUUUUUUUGUAGACUUUUAAGGAACUAUUGAAAAACGAGAGAAAAAAUAUAAAAAUAAACCAACGCAUGUACACGUGGUGCCCGAUGAUUCGAGGUGCUAAUCGUGCAAGGUAUAAAUCACACGUUUUAUACUUUUUACGUAUUUAUGUAAUAAUAUAAUCAUGUGCCAUGACUGAGUGCCUUUCAAUUGUUACCAAUCUAGUAAAAUUGAAAUUACAUUAAUCGAUCGAGCGAUUGAUUUUUAAUUUCAUCUAAAAGUGUACUAAAGUGUAAGAAUGAAUAAUAAUAAUAAUAAUAAGCAAGUAUUUUUAUAAUUGAUUUAUAUACGUGUAUGUAUAUCUAUAAUAAACGUGCUCGUUCAACUCGUUGACAAUUUAUUAUUAUUGUUACAAUUAUUAUUAUCACACUUUCGAAAAGGCUCAAAAUCUUGACAAACUUUUAUCAUUAUUUCAUGUAUUAUAGAAAGAAAACAACAACAAUAAAAAAAAAAAAAAAAAUUGAGAAACGAAUUGCAAUGGGUACGAUAUUGUGUUUGUUACUAGUCAAUUUAUAAAUUUCAACAUUUUUGUACGAUAGACUUUUCUUUUUUCUAAGAUUUAUAAUAUGUAAUAUUUCUACGUUAUUAGAUAUUUUUUUUUUAUGUUAGAUUUAAUGCAAACUUGUAAAAAAUACUGAAGAAAAAGGAAGAGAUAAUAAUCACAAGAAGAAUACAAUUCGUUCACAUGUACGAACGUUAGGUACGAACCUUGCUGAAAAUUUGUAUCAGCUCGAACAUAAGAGAGAACGUCACGUUUCAGUUUUUUGUAUUAAUACAGAUACAUGUUUCCGUUAAUAUCGUGUGAAACAGUGGAUCCAAUCAUCUCCAAUAUCUCUCUUGAAGGUAUAAUACGAAUACCUCAAAGUAUUUAUAAAGCAUUCAACAUACGUGUAUAAAUAACAGUUUAUAAAAUUGUACUAGAUAAUAAAUAGCAUUAGAUAAUUUAUUAUUUGUAAAUUCAUCGCAAGUAUUUCUUUUUUUCCGUCUUCUAUUAUGCGAAAUCAGUUAUUGAACAUCGUAAAUGAAACACAAGAGGUACACGUCAUUGAAUAUAAAAUGCCGUUACGCGAAUGAAUAGAGGAAAGAAUUACCCUAUCUUGUAACUGUGUAUUCAUUAUUGUUAACAAUGGAAAGAAAUGAGACAUUAAAAAAAAAUAAAAAUGAAAAAAAAAACAAAGAAAAACCUGUAAAAAGUACAUUUAAGUACGUUCACAUCUAGGUUUAUGUCGUUACAAAGUAAAAAUAGUUUAGAUUAAAAAAA